Molecule: messenger RNA, 1689 nt
Organism: Echinostoma caproni
Lineage: Eukaryota; Metazoa; Platyhelminthes; Trematoda; Plagiorchiida; Echinostomatidae
Source: the annotation of a GenBank genome assembly
AUGACAACCGCGUUUGCAGUCCCGCCACAACUGCGCAUAUCCGCACUGAAAGACAACACAAAUCGUGCACUAAUCGACACAGACACACAAACAGACGAGGGGAACCAAUCAAUCACGGUUACAAUGAGGACCAAUGAAGCGGAGGGAGCACUAAUGGACACAUGUGAUCCAAUCACAAACUAUCGAAUCACAAUCGCAUAUCCAGACAAUUCCACUCUCAGCCAUACUACGGGAUCACCAACCGAGACUAUCCCAUUGAACCGAUCUUGCGUACAAUGUAUCGUGGUGGCUCAAGCACAAACCGAACACGGAUAUGGUCCGAACUCGGAACCACGCUCUACCACAUUCGGACCGACACCGAAUCGACCGAGCAAUGUGCAAGCUGUACCGGAUCCGACGGUGAUGAAUGGGACGGAAAUCACAUGGUCACCGGGACCUGUAGACCCGAGUGAUGAAAGUGAUCCGAGUGGGGACGAGGAGGAGAAGGACGUGUACAUAGUUGGAAUAACCAAUGAAGACGGAACACCGGUCACAAAUGUGACCACUAAUCAAACCAAAAUCGCUGUUCCCACACUGGACCCCUGUCGAGUAUACCAUAUCUCGGUUAGAGCAAGCAACAAAUAUGGGUCUAGCAGUAAGCCGACAGAUCCGAUCGCCUAUAUAGGAAGUAGAGUUCCCGGGGCACCUCGGAUAACAUCAACCAAUGCGGUAGAAGAAGAUUGGCUCCUCACAUGGUCCAGUUCAGCAUUGUGUGAGUUCCGAAUUUAUGAUGUGGUCAUCACAGAGGGAAAUGUUACCACAACAGAAGUUGCAGCAUUGGCAAAAUCAGUCAUCGCAUAUCGUGACCUUACUCAAACAGCCGUACUUAUCAAACAUCUGCCGUCAUGUGCAACUUACACCGUCAGAGUGAUUGGGUUGACAAAUGCAGGUCUCAAGCUAUCGUCACAACCUCAGCAAGUCUAUUUUGCGGGAGAGAAACUUCGACCGAUCGAUAUGAAAGUACGAGUGGAAAACAGCCACAUUCAACUGUCUUGGAACGACCCUGGAAGGUGUCGUGUCACAACUCACAAUAUCACUAUCACCAAUGCUGGCACGGAUAGAUCCGUGUAUUCAGAACUUUGGCAGAACAACUCCGGCACUGUGAACGUGAACGUACAACCGUGUAGUCGCUAUCAGGUAGAAGUGCAUUCACAGCCGGUCACCGAUGUUCACGGUCCCUCAGCUACAAAACAGAUUGAAGUUCCACCAACACCACGAAUUGUCAAGCUUCCUGGUGGAUCAACUCCAGCACAUCGCGUAAAGAUUGAGAUAGAUACAACAUGUCAAGAAACAGCAGAAAUAGAUGCACAAAUCCGAUUGGCAAAUGGGACAGAAAUGAAUAUCACCGUUCAGCCUGAUACAUACGGACAAGCAACUUUGGACAAGUUGUGUACAGAUUGUGAAAUCAACUUGGUUGGAAGAAAUGAGUACGGGACCAGCAAGCAAACGGGUGAAAUCCGUAUUGGUCGUGAAUAUGGUCGACCACUGCAAAAGCUGAGCAUAUUGCCACUGUUAGCAUGCGGUGUGGUGAUCGUCGUGUACAUUGUCUAUUCAAUAUACAUACACAGUAUUCGCAAAUACCAUUUCAUUGUUGUGUACCUGUCUGGCUCAUCCAAACCGGUUGAUUUCAAUUCUUUGCCACUCACGUGA